AAUGGCUAUAUAAGCCCCGAUCGACGGUCGAGCCAAAAACAUUUGUGUGGACCGUGUGAGCGCGUAAGCAGAUCAGAAUGAAGCUUCUGUUGGUUCUGCCACUCCUGGUGGCUGUGGUCUCUGGACAGGGAUUUGGAGGCGGAUUUGGAGGUGGAUUCGGAGGUGGCCUAGGCAACAAUCGAGUGACUGGAGCAUUCCAAAAUGUGGCGGGCGCCGUUCAGAAUGCUGCAGGCAGCCUUGCCAGUGCCGUGUCCAAAGUGCCUCUGCUCUCGAAUGUCCAGAACUUUGGUGACUUUUUGAGUCAAUCUGGAAAGACCUAUUUAUCCGCCGCUGAUCGCGCUCUUCACGAACGUGCCUUCGCCUCUACCAAGAACGUGGUGGACGCCGGAAACGCAGCCUUUGCCAAGGGAGUGAGCACCUUCAAGCAGUCUGUGAACGCAUUCGCCGAUCUGACCCACCCUGAGUUCCUUAGUCAAUUGACCGGUCUCAAGAGAAGUCCGGAGGCUAAAGCUCGUGCUGCUGCCAGCUUGAAGGAGGUCAUUUUGCCUAAGAAGCCCAUCCCGGAUGCCUUCGAUUGGCGCGAGCAUGGCGGUGUCACGCCCGUAAAAUUCCAGGGAACCUGCGGCUCCUGUUGGGCUUUUGCCACCACUGGAGCCAUCGAGGGACACACCUUCCGCAAGACCGGCAGCCUGCCCAAUCUCUCUGAGCAGAAUCUGGUCGACUGUGGCCCACUCGAGGAUUUCAGCCUGAAUGGCUGCGAUGGUGGCUUCCAGGAGGCCGCAUUCUGUUUCAUCGAUGAGGUGCAGAAGGGCGUGUCCCAGGCGGGAGCCUAUCCCUACAAGGACAACAAGGAAACAUGCAAGUACGACGGCAAAAAGUCCGGAGCCAGCCUUAAGGGAUUCGCUGCUAUUCCGCCCAAGGACGAGGAGCAGCUGAAGAAGGUGGUGGCCACCCUGGGUCCAGUUGCCUGUUCGGUGAAUGGCUUGGAGACUCUUAAGAACUAUGCCGGUGGCAUCUAUAACGACGACGAAUGCAACAAAGGCGAGCCAAACCACUCGAUUCUGGUCGUCGGUUACGGAUCGGAGAACGGACAGGAUUACUGGAUCAUCAAGAACUCGUGGGACGACACCUGGGGCGAACAGGGCUACUUCCGCCUGCCCCGCGGCCAGAACUACUGCUUCAUUGCUGAGGAGUGCUCCUAUCCUGUGGUUUAAGUGAAGUUUGUGAUGUCGACUUGGCCUUGUGUCCAUUUCUUAAAUAAAAGUCUUUUUUAAAUUUA
Drosophila erecta is the source of this 1279-nucleotide messenger RNA. RefSeq names its product cathepsin L1. The record is from RefSeq and is a predicted model, not a curated record. Bases 78 to 1214 code for a protein of 378 amino acids. The transcript is spliced from 4 exons. Lineage: Eukaryota; Metazoa; Arthropoda; Insecta; Diptera; Drosophilidae. Gene Ontology annotation, molecular function: cysteine-type endopeptidase activity. Gene Ontology annotation, cellular component: lysosome.